UUCAAACAGCAAUUGAUGGAUUAAACAAGUAUUUAAACAAAUCUUACACUCAAACAGCAAAAAAUACUUUUUUUGACAGAGAGCUCUUUAAACAAAAAAUUUACUUUCGUCUACAUAUGGAAAUGACACUUGGCUUAAAAUUCUAAAAAAUAUUUAUUGAUGCUGUUUUUCUUCGUUUUAUUGGUCAAUUUGUCAACUGGAGGAUUUUCUACAAGCAAUUUCUUUUCAAAUGAUGGCCAUCAACAACAACACACUCCCUACAAUAACCACCAACAACAAAACAAUGUUCACUCAACUAAUACACCUUUUGGAAUAGUCAGAGGAAUUAAAGUUUGGCCUUCAGGAAUGCCUAAAGCUGACGUUUCGCUGUCUCCAGUUGUUCAAUAUUUGGGAAUUCCUUAUGGUUCCGCUCCUGUUGGAAAUCAUCGAUUUAAAAUGCCUAUAUCCGCCCCAAAAUGGAUUCAUCAACCAAAAGAUGCAUUCAAAUCGCCUCCCUCUUGUAUACAAUCUGGACUUCCUUUGCUUUCAGAAUCUGAAGCCCUAAAAGUAACUACUGCCCAACGUUUUGAUCGUCUCCAUCGAAUUUUGAGCAGAUUAAAAUUUCAAUCGGAAGACUGCCUUUUUUUGAAUUUAUUUGUGCCAGAAAAGGAUAAAUUUAGAGACGCUCAACCUCUGCCUGUCCUUGUGCUAAUUCAUGGAGAUACUGACUACGGUUGGGGUGGCGCAAAUGCGUUCAAUGCAACUUUACUUGCAUCUUUUGGACAAAUUGUCGUUGUUACUCUUAAUUAUCGUUUGGGCGUUUUCGGUUUUUUGGGACGCUGUGAUUUAAACAGUUGUGCUGGAAAUGCUGGACUUUCUGAUUUGCUUUCACUUAUUCUACCUUCAUUUGGUGCGGAUCCGGAUGCUGUUACCUUGCUUGGCUGGGAAUCUGGAGCGGCCUUAGUUUCACUUUUAAUGGCAUCUCCAAUUACACAGCCUAAAGGACGUCUUUUUCGACGAGCAGUUUUAUUGGAUGGAACAGCGCUCUCCCCUUGGGCUAUGGCAAAUAAUCCUCAAGACCAGUUUAUUCAAUUAGCCAGAAUUUUGCAGUGUUCUUCCACGUCUGAGGGCGACGACUUUAUAAAUUUAAAAAAUCAAAAAGAAUUUAUUUCGCGUCUUUUGGAAUGUAUGCAAGAACAAAAUUUACAAAAUUUGACGAAUGCAGCAAAGAAAGUUUCGAAUUUGUCCCCUACAUUUUUGAGUGCUUUUGCACCUUUAAUUGAUGGACAGGUUGUUCCAAAUCAUCCUUCUUUAUCCUUCUCUCCCAAAUAUGGUUCACUCUUCAGAGAAAUUGAUUUACUUGUAGGAACAGUCCAACAUCCAGCACAACAUUUAAUAGCUGAUCAGGAUAUGCAAAAUGGUUUGAAUAUUGAAAGAAGGGAUAAAAUAUUGAGAACUCUUGUCAGAAAUAUUUUUGAUUUUCAUCGAUCAGAAAUUCUUCAAGCAAUUUUAAAUGAAUAUACAGAUUGGGAGAAUCCAAAGAAUCAUUCAAAAUCAAUGCGGAAUGGUUUAAUGGAAAUACUGGGAGAUUUACUUUUCACAGCUCCACUAAUUGAAACAGCCAAAGCCCAUUCACUUGAUGAAGGACCAAUAAAGGCAGCAAACACAUUUUUUUUUGUUUUUACACACGAAACAAAUGCUUGGAUGAAAGAACAGCCAAAUAGUGGACUUCAAGGCUCUUUUACAGGGGAUCAUUUGCCUUAUAUUCUUGGACAUCCUUUUACUGCUGGAGGAGAUUUAAGUGAUGGAAGCUUGUCAACAAAUAAAUUGCUACAAUUUUCUCCAGAAGAUAAACAAAUUUCUCGUGUUAUGAUGACUUUUAUGGCUAAUUUUGUUAAAUCUGGAGACCCAACUCGUCCUCUUCCAAUGUCUUCCCAAUCAAACAUUGAGGAUCGUUUUCAAGGCCUUCCAUGGCCUCAAUUUUCUUCUCAAACCCGUGAGGCUUAUUUGGAAAUUUCUACUCGGCCGCGUGUGAAGAAUUAUUACAGAAAUUCAAACGUUCAGUUUUGGAAUGGAUUUAUUCCUAUAUUAAACAAAAGAGGAGAUAAGGACAUUCCUGAGGAACACCAUUUCCUUCCCAACCAUUUUGAUCGUUCUUCAUUCUUUGGACAACCACGUCCCUUCUCUACUUACCAUAAUUUUGCUUUUCCUCCACCUCCAAUGCCUCCAACACCUUUUCCUAAAGAAUUGCGCAAUAAAUUAAUUGCAGGUUUUCUCUCAAUUUUUAAUUUUCUCUCAAUUUUCCCAGCAUAUACAAUCCCUCCAACAUCAACAAAUCACCCAACUCAAAAAUCUAAUGAAUCACCUAACAAACAACAAGAAAAUAAUUUGAUAGAAAAUACAGGAAAAGCUGGAUUAUUAUUUUUGUAUAACCCAACAUGGGGUUGGCUAAUUCUUUUUGGUGUUGGUUUAACUGCUAUAAAUUUGUGUAUUUUGGUUGUAUUUUCUAAGAAGUGUGUUCGUCGCAAUUCAAAUUCAAAGAAAAAAUUUAAUUAUCAAAGCUAUUCAACUUCUUCAAAUAAUAACAAUAAUUUACAACAACCUCUUCCUGGAUUGGAUAUGAAUUUUGCUGCAUUGGUAAGAGUUAAAAAAUUGGUUUUAGGGAUCAUAGGAGGACCAAAUUCACAUUGGAGGUUCAGGCUUCAUAUGAGGCGGAGAGCCUCUGAUUUCCACAUAAGAGGGCCAGAGCUACAGAACCCCCCAAUGUCCAGUACUGAUCCAAUCCUACCUAAGUAUCUGCUAUAA
This is a messenger RNA of Meloidogyne enterolobii, 2784 nucleotides long. The record is from the annotation of a GenBank genome assembly. Lineage: Eukaryota; Metazoa; Nematoda; Chromadorea; Rhabditida; Meloidogynidae.